Messenger RNA from Sporothrix brasiliensis 5110, 1212 nucleotides. RefSeq lists its product as uncharacterized. Lineage: Eukaryota; Fungi; Ascomycota; Sordariomycetes; Ophiostomatales; Ophiostomataceae. The record is from RefSeq and is a predicted model, not a curated record. The coding region runs from base 1 to 1212 and encodes 403 amino acids. The transcript has 2 exons.
AUGGCCGUCGACUACCCUACGCGGAGUUCGACCGUCGUCGUCGCCAACGCCGCCCUUAUCAUCAUCACCGGCAUCUUUUUCUUCGUUCGCCUCUGGGUUCGCCUCGUCAUCUUGCACCAAGUCGGUCUCGACGAUGUCUUGAUUUGGGCUGCAUCCCUCUUUGCGUUCAGCCUCGCCCUCACCUCGAUUUUGAUGACCAAAUAUGGCAUGGGCCUGCACAUCGAGGACGUCUCUGCCUCCGACUUGGAGAGCUUCUUGAUCCUCCAGUUUGUCUCGGCUGUGUCCUACGUCUGGGCCUUUGUCCUCAUCAAGCUGUCCUUUGCCGUCUUCUACCUGCGCGUCAUCCCGACCACCGGCUUCCGCCGCCUCAACUUUGUCAUCAUCGCCAUCUUGGCCGCCCAGGGCGUCGAGGAGACCUUUGUCGUCUGCUUUGCCUGCCGCCCCAUCUACAAGUUCUGGCGCCCGGCCGUUGAGGGCACCUGUCUGAACCUCUUGAACUUUUACUACAUCUCCUUUGGCAUCAAGCUGGCCACCGACCUCGUGCUCUUCCUCGAGCCCAUCCCGACGCUGCUGCGCCUCAAGCUGCCGUGGGUCAAGCGCGUCGGCCUAAUUGUCAUGUUCUCGCUCGGCCUCCUGACUUGCGUCAUCUCCAUUAUCCGUGCCACCUACCUCAACGACACCAGCGACGACAUCACCUGGCGUCUCAUUGACCCCAUCGACUGGUCUACCGCUGAGGUCUGCUCACUCAUCAUCUGCGCCUGCGUGCCCUACGUGCGCAACCUGCUGGCCGAGAUUCCGAUCCUCAACGAGGCUCUCGGCCUUUCGUCCAACCACUCCAAGGCCUACCCGUCCAACUACGGCCCGCGUUCGGGCCACCAGGACAACUCCAUCGCCCUGCAGAGCCAGCGCACCUACAUCCAGUCGCGCAACUACAAGGGAGCGGCCGGUGGCAGUGGCGGUGUCGGCGGUGGCAGCAACAACGGCCUGGGCGGUGUCUCGACCCUGGCGUCCGCAUCGGCCAAUCCCUACGGCGGCGCCAACAACAGCUCCCAUCAGCCACACCGCAACCGCGCCACCGAGUCAACCGAGGAGAUCUUCCCCAACUACAUGGACAAGCAGGGCGGCAUUGUCGUGUCGACGGACGUCAAGGUCGCCGUCGAGGAGGGCUCACACCAGAGCCAGGCCCGGUCCAGCUAUUCCGAGUCAAGGUGA